Messenger RNA from Lemur catta (Ring-tailed lemur), 3142 nucleotides. It is a transcript of the gene GIPR, whose product is annotated as gastric inhibitory polypeptide receptor. Bases 128 to 1618 code for a protein of 496 amino acids. The transcript is spliced from 13 exons. Lineage: Eukaryota; Metazoa; Chordata; Mammalia; Primates; Lemuridae. The record is from RefSeq and is a predicted model, not a curated record. Gene Ontology annotation, cellular component: plasma membrane. Gene Ontology annotation, biological process: cell surface receptor signaling pathway; adenylate cyclase-modulating G protein-coupled receptor signaling pathway. Gene Ontology annotation, molecular function: G protein-coupled peptide receptor activity; peptide hormone binding; gastric inhibitory peptide receptor activity.
CUCUCCCAGAGCCCAGACGAGGCAGUGGAAGCAGCGGAGGCAGGGGCGGCAGGAGUAAGUGAUCGGGAGCAGGACUGGGGACAGGCCCUACUGCCCCUGCGGGACCAGAGCCUUCGCAGCCCCCACGAUGCCGAGCUCUCCGCCCCUGCGGCUGCUGCUGCUGCGGCUGCUGUCGCUGUCCGGGCUGCUGCUCCGGAGGGCGGAGGCAGGCUCUGAGGGGCACACGGCCGGGGAGCUGUACCAGCGCUGGGAACGGUACCGCAGGGAGUGCCGGGAGACCUUAGAGGCCGCGGAGCCACCCUCAGGCCUGGCCUGUAACGGAUCCUUCGAUAUGUACGUCUGCUGGGACUCUGCUACACCCAAUGCCACUGCCCGUGCCUCCUGCCCCUGGUACCUGCCCUGGCACCGCCACGUGGCUGCAGGCUUCGUCCUCCGCCAGUGUGGCAGUGAUGGCCAGUGGGGACCUUGGAGAGACCAUACCCAGUGUGAGAACCCAGAGAAGAAUGGGUCCUUUCAGGACCAAAAGCUGAUCUUGGAGCGGCUACAGGUGGUGUAUACCGUCGGCUACUCCCUGUCCCUUGCCACGCUGCUGCUAGCCCUGCUCAUCUUGAGUUUCUUCAGGCGGCUACGCUGCACUCGAAACUACAUCCACAUCAACCUGUUCACGUCUUUCAUGCUGCGGGCGGCAGCCAUCCUCACUCGAGACCGUCUGCUACCUCCACCUGGCCCCUACCCUGGGGACCAGGCCCCUACCCUGUGGAACCAGGCCCUAGCUGCCUGCCGCACAGCCCAGAUCGUGACCCAGUACUGUGUGGGUGCCAACUACACGUGGCUGCUGGUGGAGGGUGUCUACCUGCACAGCCUCCUGGUGCUCAUGGGAAGCUCCGAGGAGGACCACUUCCGCUGCUACCUGCUCCUUGGUUGGGGGGCCCCCACGCUUUUCGUCAUUCCCUGGGUGAUCGUCAGGUACCUGCACGAGAACACGCAGUGCUGGGAGCGAAACGAAGUCAAGGCCAUUUGGUGGAUCAUACGCACCCCCAUUCUCACGACCAUCUUGAUUAACUUCCUCAUCUUUAUCCGCAUUCUUGGCAUCCUUUUGUCUAAGCUGAGGACACAGCAGAUGCGCUGCCCAGACUACAGGCUGAGGUUGGCUCGCUCAACGCUGACGCUGGUGCCCCUGCUGGGUGUCCACGAGGUGGUGUUUGCUCCGUUGACAGAGGAACAGGCUCGGGGUGCCCUGCGUUUUGCCAAGAUCGGCUUUGAGAUCUUCCUAAGUUCCUUCCAGGGCUUCCUGGUCAGCGUCCUCUACUGCUUCAUCAACAAGGAGGUAGGAAGAGCUCUGGCCCGCCGCCCGCGCCCUCUGGCGGCCGCGCGGGGAACGGCGUCGCCUCUGAGCGCCAUCCUGUUGCAGGUGCAGUCGGAGAUCCGCCGCGCCUGGCACCACUGCCGCCUGCGCCACAGCCUUGGCGAGAAGCAGCGCCAGCUCCCGGAGCGUGCCUCCCGGGCCCUGCCCUCGGGCUCCGGCCCAGGCGAGGUCCCCACUGGCCGCGCCUUGUCCUCAGGGAUCCUCCCAGGGCAUGGGGAUGAGGCCAGCCGGGUGUUGGAAAGUUACUGCUAGGUAGCGGGAUUCCUGAGUCCGUUCCCCCGUUAGCAUGUAUUUAUUGAGUGCCUACUGUGUGCCAGGCCCAGUGUAGGGAACUCUGGGGAAAUGGGGGAGAAGGAAACAGGAAAACAAGGUUCCUGCCCCCCUGGAGAUCACAAUGGGGGCGGGGGAACAGAUGACCACAAACAUCAAGUUACACACAUGCUGUGGAAUGGCUUAUGAAGGGAAAUUGGAAGGGGGGCUAGGGUGGUCUGGGAGGCCAUCUCUCAGGAGGUGACAUUUAAACCAUGCCUGAAAGAGGUGAAAGAGACAACUUUGGUAAGAAUUGGAGGAUAAGAUUCUAGGCAGAAGAAAUAGUAUAUGCAAAGGCCCUGGGGCAGGAAAGAGCUUGGCCUUGGCUGGACUGGGAUAAGUCAAAGCCAAUAGAGAGAGAGAGAGAAGUAGGCAGACGCACAAGAGUUGGGAUUUAAUUCCAGAUGCACUGAAGAUUCUUAGCAGGAAGGUCUCUGGCUAAUGUUUUAAACAGAUGCAUCUGCCUGUCCCAUAAAGCUGUGGUCCCCAGCCCCUGCUCCCAGCCACCCCCCAGCAGGAGGUGAGUGGGCAGCUGAGUGAGGAAAGCUUCAUCUGUAUUUACAGCCAUUCCUCAUCAUUCACCAUCCCCCCAACUCCACCCCCAGUCCAUGGAAAAAUUGUCUUCCGUGAAACCUGUCCCCAGUGCCAAAAAGUUUGGGGACUGCUGCUGUAGGGGAACAGAUUACUAGAGGCAGCAGUAGAAGCUGGGAGCCCAGUAAGGAGGGGGCUGCAGGCAGGAAGUGACAGUGGCUGAACCAGGAUGGAGGGCACCAGGGGUGUGAAGUAGUUGGAUUCUGGAGAUACUUUAAAUUUAAAGGUAGAGAUGCCAGGAUUUUGCUAUGAAUUGCAUGAAGAACGUGCCGCAAAGAGAGAAGUCAAGGAAGCCUCCUUGGUUUGGAAUGGUGCAGAAAGAUGGGGAUAUUGGGCUCAGGGUUGGGAGAACCAAGAGUUCUCUUUGGACAGUUAAGCUGCCAGUGCCUGUAGGAUACCCAAGGGAGCUGGGUAAAAGGGUCUGCAGUUCUUGCGAGAGGUGAGAGCUGCAGCUAGAAAUGCGAGAGUCACUGGGAUCCAGAGACAGGGACUUGGCAUGUAGAUAGAACCACAGGCGUCUCAAGGCAGGCCCUGGAGCUGAAACCUUCCAUCCGGAGUAGCCAGGACCACUACUAACUGGGGAGUGAGGACGCAGGUCUCCUAAGAUGGGUGGCCCCCAGGAACGGGGAGAAUUAGGGGGGAGGCUGAUAGCCCCAUUGUGGCUGGACCACUGGUACACACACAAGACCCUCACUCCUAAAUCCUUCCCCCACAUAAACACACACAGACUCAGUUAGUACCUGGGUGUCAUCAAGUAUUUUCCCUGGGCAGAUGUGCCCAUAGCUGAACUCAGCCUUUCCAAGCUUGGGGCCCUACUCCCACCCACCACCUUGUGGGUUCUGGUGGGUUGGGGGCCUUAGGGCAGGGCCCUUGUAA